Miscanthus lutarioriparius is the source of this 1155-nucleotide messenger RNA. Lineage: Eukaryota; Viridiplantae; Streptophyta; Magnoliopsida; Poales; Poaceae. The record is from the annotation of a GenBank genome assembly.
AUGGGGUGCUCAAGCUCGAGGGAGGCGGGCGGCGGUGUGGUUUCGUCGUCCGCGGCGCCGGCGGAGCGGCGGCAGGGCCUGCGCUCGCGCUCCCUCGGCAUGUGCCGCGGCGGGCACGACAGCGGGCACGCGUACACCGCGCUGCCGUUCGAGGAACCGGUGAAGGGUGCCCGUGAUCCGGCCGCGGCUGAGGAGGCGCUCCCCGGCGAGGAUGCGGCGGCGGAAGAGAAGCAGCGGAGCACGGUGGCGGCGGUUAUGACCAGCCUCGAGGAUGCGGCGUCGUCGUGGACGGCACGAUGGAGCGCAGAACCUGCGCCGUCGUCUCUGCCUCCGGAGCCGCUGCCUGCGCUUGACCUUGACCCGGCGGUCUUGCCUGGGUUCUGGCAGCCCGUGCAGGUGCCUUCGCCGUCGCACCCGGCGCUUUUCUACCCGGAGCAGGAGAACCCGGCGCCACAGGAGGCCUGCGACGAUCACGUUGACAUGGGGACGCCGGCCGCCCGCGACAUACCGGAGGUCACUGACUUCGUCCGCGCGCGCGUCGACGUCGACGAGUUCGAUGAAAAGCUGGAGAACAAGAAGGCGGCGGCGGUGGCGGCCGAGGAAGCCCCUGACAUCGUCGACGACGGCGACCAGGUGACGGCGCCAAGGCGCCGGCUGCCGCGCGCCGGGAAGCCCGUGGUGCUGUACCUGACCAGCCUCCGCAUCGUGCGGCGGACGUUCGAGGACUGCCGCGCCGUGCGUGCCAUCCUGCGGUACUACCGCGUGCGCCUGGACGAGCGCGACGUGUCCAUGCACGCCGCCGUCAGGUCGGAGCUGCGCGACCUCCUCGGCGACGGCUUCGAGGGGCCCGCGCUCCCGCGCGUGUUCGUCGACGGCGGCUGCCACGACCUCGGCGGCGCCGAGGACGUGCGCGCGCUGCACGAGACCGGCGAGCUCGCGCGCGCGCUGGCCGGGUGCGAGGCAGCGCGGCCCGCCGGCGCCGGCGCGUGCGCGGCGUGCGGCGAGGCGCGCUUCGUGCCCUGCGAGACGUGCCACGGCAGCUGCAAGGUCUUCGUCGACGACGAGAGGUGCCGCCUGCGCCUGGCUGGCUUCUUCCGUCAGUGCCCGGACUGCAACGAGAAUGGGCUCAUCCGAUGCCCCGUGUAUUGUUACUGA